AUGCCGGGCACCCCUCGUCCAGGUACGAAGCGUCACAACAGCCAGCUUCCCACAGGCACACGCAUGAAGAGCAGAGCAGGCUCCUUCAACCACGCCUUUAGUCAGCGCCUGGUCAAUGCCUUGGGCGAGCGCAGGGCGGGCCUGGACGACAGCAUGCAGUCUGCCAAAACCUCUCUCUGGCAAGACAACCGAGUCUGGUACGAUCAGUUCACAUCGACCGACUGGGUGCAUGACAACAUUGCCGAUGCAUAUCGAGUGAAAGCACUCAGAAGCCGCAAGGACAUCAGAGGCCGUUUGGCCGCCUGGUUCGACGGCGCCCAGGGCUGGAUCCUUGUGGCCAUAAUCGGCGUGCUCACUGCCGUUUGCGCGUAUUUCGUCAAUACCACGGAAAGCACCCUCUUCGAUUGGAAGCAGGGCUACUGCACGAACAAGUGGAGCAACGGUCGCAAGACGUGCUGCGACGGCGCUUCCACGUGCGAAAAUUGGCUUCACUGGUCCAAGGUCGUCCGCAGCGACAGGCUCGAUGUCGUGCACACGCAGUUCGGCUUCUACGUGCUCUCAGUCGUCCUGCUUUCCAUGGCAUCUUGCCUGCUGACGCUCACGACCAAGACGGUGAUCCCUUCAGCUAUCUCGCUCGCCACACUGGACGAGAACCUGGGGGCGGAAGUGCGUCGACACUCGGACACUGAGGAAGACGAAGUUCGCAAGCGUAGCAAAAGCCCUCAGACAAAGGUCAACGAAGCCCAGCUUCGUCCGCCUAUGGUCUACUACUCUGCUGCUGGCAGUGGAGUUGCCGAAGUCAAGGUCAUCCUCAGCGGUUUCGUGCUUCACGGUUAUCUUGGACUGCGUACGCUCAUCAUCAAGACUAUAGCUUUGGUCCUCAGUGUGGCAUCUGGCCUGAGUCUUGGUAAGGAGGGUCCUUAUGUGCACAUCGCAACAUGCAUCGGAAACAUUGCCUGUCGCAUCUUUUCAAAGUACAGCAACAACGACGGCAAGCGCAGAGAGAUUUUGAGUGCCAGUGCUGCAAGUGGUGUAGCGGUCGCCUUUGGUGCCCCGAUUGGCGGCGUCCUAUUUAGCCUGGAGGAAGUAAGCUACUACUUCCCCUCCAAGACACUGUUCAGGACGUUCUUCUGCUGCAUUGCUGCUGCACUGUCGCUGAAGUUCUUGGAUCCUUACGGCACCAAGAAGAUUGUGCUUUUCGAAGUUCGUUAUCAUCUUGACUGGAAGUUUUUCGAGCUUGCCACCUUUAUAUUCACCGGUGCUGUUGGUGGCGUUCUAGGUGCUCUGUUCAUCAAAGCUUCACGCAUCUGGGCCCGAACAUUCCGACGCAUUCCAAUCAUCAAGAAGCACCCUCUUCUCGAGGUAUUUCUCGUAGCACUUGUCACCGGUCUCAUCAGUUUCUGGAAUCGCUACACCAAGCUUCCAGUUACCGAGCUACUGUUUGAGCUGGCCAGCCCCUGCGACACCUACACCAACUCGGGCGAUGGCUUGUGUCCAACACGAGAACACAUACCGUCGGUGCUCUGGGUCCUGUUUCUCGCCUUUGUCAUCAAAGCCGGGCUCACUGUGAUCACUUUUGGAAUCAAAGUGCCUGCUGGUAUCUACGUGCCCUCCAUGGUUGUUGGCGGCCUGGCAGGGCGAUUCAUUGGUCACUCGGUCCAGCUCCUUGCCCUCAGGUUUUCCCACCUAGGUGUAUUUGGCGAAUGUGUACCAGAAGGUCCACCGGGGUCUUGCGUUGUUCCAGGCGUAUACGCCUUAGUCGCCGCUGGUGCAACGAUGACUGGUGUCACUCGAUUGACCAUUACCCUUGCUGUCAUCCUUUUCGAAUUAACUGGCAGUCUCGAUCACGUCUUGCCCUUCUCGCUUGGUAUCCUUGUCGCCAAAUGGACAGCUGAUGCCAUCGAACCACUCAGCAUCUACGACCUCCUCACCGACAUGAACUCGUAUCCUUUCCUCGACAACAAAGUUCGCCCAAUCUUCACAUCCGAGCUUGGCGACAUUACACCACGCAUACGACCGAACCGUAUUAUCGAUAUCUCAGAUGAUACCCUGAUUCCGGCAACUGAGUUGCGUGUCAUGCAGCAACUACUUCAAAUGGCUGGCGAGCUUGACGGUGGUGUGCCAAUUGUCAAACAUGGCGUGUUAGUUGGCUUGAUCCCAGCACCUGACCUUGAGUUUGCUCUCGACAAACUGGAUAACGAGGAAAACACGCUCUGUUUGAUGUCGCCACAGGUCGAUUGGGCAGCUGGACGGGAACCUCAAGCCUCCAGUGAUGACGGAGCGUACCCUCAACACGACCCUAGUGACUUCACACCAUACAUUGAUCCGGCGCCUGUGUCGCUCGAUGUGCACUCACCAAUGGAUUUGGUCUAUGAGUGCUUUGUCAAACUGGGAUUGAGAUACAUCUGUGUACUCAGAGAUGGCAAAUUUGCUGGCUUGGUACACAAAAAAUCUUUUGUCAAAUACAUGAAAGAGCUCGAGCUUAAGGAGAAGAAGAAACAUGGUAUCUAA
Molecule: messenger RNA, 2511 nt
Organism: Ascochyta rabiei
Lineage: Eukaryota; Fungi; Ascomycota; Dothideomycetes; Pleosporales; Didymellaceae
Exons: 3
Coding region: 1-2511 (836 amino acids)
Biological process (GO): transmembrane transport; chloride transport
Cellular component (GO): Golgi apparatus; membrane; early endosome
Molecular function (GO): voltage-gated chloride channel activity
Source: RefSeq, a predicted model, not a curated record